Molecule: messenger RNA, 1527 nt
Organism: Hemibagrus wyckioides
Lineage: Eukaryota; Metazoa; Chordata; Actinopteri; Siluriformes; Bagridae
Product: transcription factor HES-5-like
Exons: 3
Coding region: 1-744 (247 amino acids)
Biological process (GO): regulation of transcription by RNA polymerase II; regulation of neurogenesis; anterior/posterior pattern specification
Cellular component (GO): nucleus
Molecular function (GO): protein dimerization activity; RNA polymerase II cis-regulatory region sequence-specific DNA binding; DNA-binding transcription factor activity, RNA polymerase II-specific
Source: RefSeq, a predicted model, not a curated record
AUGUGCAACCAGAAAUUAAAAUCCAAAAGAUGGACUCAUUGUUUCCUGAGUAAGACACACUUCACUGAGCAUGUGGUCAGUCCUCUGGUCUUUAGUCUCACCCAAGUUCCUCAUUGGCUGCAGACUGUGAGAACCUCCAGCAAACCCAGGACUCACACAUUCAUAUGGAGAUUAGAGAGUAUAAAUAGAGGAGAGAGUGAGAGAGAGCUCAGAACAGCUCAGAUCUUCUCCUCACAGAGAGCUAACAGAAGAAACACAGCCAUGGCUCCUACAAUCACUGCAUCAAUCAUCAACUCCAACCACCUUCUUCCACUUACUAAUAAGAUGAGAAAGCCGUUAGUGGAGAAGAUGCGUAGAGAACGCAUCAACAGCAGCAUCGAGAAGCUCAAGUCUCUGCUGGGUGGAGAAUUCCUAAAGCAACAGCCCGAUUCCAGACAGGAGAAAGCCGACAUCCUGGAGAUGACAGUUUAUUUCCUGAGACAGCAGCAGCAGCAGUCACACAAGAAGUCCAGCUGCUCCACUGCAGCUGAUGAAGGCUACAGCAGGUGUGUGCAGGAGGCCAUCAACUUCCUGUCUCAGUGUCAAGUACACACUCAGUCCCAGAGAAGACUGCUGAGCCACUUCCUCACCAUGCAGCCUUCCAUGGAGAAGAGCAGAAAUGUUCCUCAGCUCAGCUCUCCAGCCUGCCAGAUCAGCAGCAAAGAGGAGACUCCAAGCUGCAGUGGCCUCUGGAGACCCUGGUAGAGCCGCAUGGACACUUUACUAUUAGGAAACUAACUUACUAAUGCCACAUUGGCAUUAACUAUGUUUUCCUAAAUGUUUGAGAAUAUUUUUGUCCAAUUUUACAUGGACAGAAUAUGACAAGUUGCUUUCUUAUUGGAAAAGCGUGUGAAUUUGUGCCACAUUUGUACUAUGCAAGAUGAUUUGCUGCUUAUUUCAAAUAUUUUAAAACCUUGAAGUUCUUUCCUGGUUUUUAUAUGAAAAAUAUGACAAGUUGCUUUCAUUAGAGAUUUGUAAUUUUGAAUUACUGAGUUUCUAGAAACUAUACCACCUUCUUAUUAUGCAAGAAGAAUUAUUACACUUAUUGUGUUCAUUUACAAAACCCAUAUCGGGUGUAUAUGCUCUGUGUUUGCAGAAUGUUUGAAUUUUUAAGCAUUGAAACUUUUUCUAGUUUUUAUAUGACCUCACUUACUGUGUAAGAAAAUAUUUUCUAUCUGAAAGAGAACUAUUAUUUUGUUCCAACUUUUAUUCUAUGUCACUAAUCUGGACCUCUGAGGAUAAAAUGUCUGUGACAUUUCCUAAUCUAUUUGUACUCCAGUGGAGUGAGAUGAUAUACUUGUGAAAUUCUGUAGCAGAUAAAGCUUUUUAUUCCCACCAAAUGUUAUUUUGGUAUCUAUUGAAGCUGUACACUCUUUAAUGAGUUAAUUAUCCUGUUUAAAUCUUCAGACUGGAAGAGACUUUGCCUUCAGUGAAGGUCAUGGAUGUUAUGUUACUCCUUUAUGAGUACACAAAGAGAUACUGAAAAUA